Molecule: messenger RNA, 1532 nt
Organism: Mauremys reevesii (Reeves's turtle)
Lineage: Eukaryota; Metazoa; Chordata; Testudines; Geoemydidae
Gene: NR2F1
Product: nuclear receptor subfamily 2 group F member 1
Exons: 3
Coding region: 178-1428 (416 amino acids)
Biological process (GO): cell differentiation; anatomical structure development; negative regulation of transcription by RNA polymerase II
Molecular function (GO): RNA polymerase II cis-regulatory region sequence-specific DNA binding; nuclear receptor activity; zinc ion binding
Source: RefSeq, a predicted model, not a curated record
GAAGCAGCAGCAGCACCACAAGGGCAGCAGCAGCAGCAGCUGAAGCAGAGGCAGGCAAGAUUCCUUCUCUCUCCUCUCUCCCCCAAAUCCGAGCCACCCACUCCCCCCCACCCCCCUCCUCUCCCCGGCAGCCCUCCGCGAGAAGCUCCGCUCCCCAGCACUUUUUGGGCCCGAGAUAUGGCAAUGGUAGUUAGCAGCUGGCGAGAUCCGCAGGAAGACGUGGCCGGGGGCAACCCGAGCGGCCCCAACCCAGCAGCUCAGCCGGCCCGGGAUCAGCAGCAGCAAGCGGCCUCGGCGGCCCCGCACACCCCGCAGACCCCUAGCCAGCCGGGACCCCCUUCCACCCCGGGCACGGCCGGGGACAAGGGCCAGAGCCAGCAGGGUUCGGGCCAGAGCCAGCAGCACAUCGAGUGCGUGGUUUGCGGGGACAAAUCCAGCGGCAAACACUACGGCCAAUUCACCUGCGAGGGCUGCAAAAGUUUCUUCAAGAGGAGCGUCCGCAGGAACUUAACUUACACAUGUCGUGCCAACAGGAACUGUCCCAUCGACCAGCACCACCGCAACCAGUGCCAGUACUGCCGCCUCAAGAAGUGCCUCAAAGUGGGCAUGAGGCGGGAAGCGGUUCAGCGAGGAAGAAUGCCUCCAACCCAGCCGAACCCAGGCCAGUACGCGCUGACCAACGGGGACCCUCUGAACGGCCACUGCUAUCUGUCGGGAUACAUCUCGCUGCUGCUGCGGGCCGAGCCCUACCCGACCUCGCGCUACGGCAGCCAGUGCAUGCAGCCCAACAACAUCAUGGGCAUCGAGAACAUCUGCGAGCUGGCCGCCCGCCUGCUCUUCAGCGCCGUCGAGUGGGCCCGCAACAUCCCCUUCUUCCCCGACCUGCAGAUCACCGACCAGGUGGCCCUGCUGCGGCUCACUUGGAGCGAGCUGUUUGUGCUCAACGCGGCGCAGUGCUCCAUGCCCCUGCAUGUGGCCCCUCUGCUGGCAGCCGCCGGCCUGCACGCCUCGCCCAUGUCUGCCGACCGGGUGGUGGCCUUCAUGGACCACAUCCGCAUCUUCCAGGAGCAGGUGGAGAAGCUCAAGGCCCUGCACGUCGACUCGGCGGAGUACAGCUGCCUCAAAGCCAUCGUCCUCUUCACAUCAGAUGCCUGUGGCCUGUCAGAUGCUGCCCAUAUCGAGAGCCUGCAAGAGAAAUCUCAAUGCGCCCUGGAGGAAUAUGUGAGGAGCCAGUACCCCAACCAGCCGAGUCGCUUCGGCAAACUGCUCCUGAGGCUGCCUUCCCUGCGCACCGUCUCGUCCUCAGUCAUCGAGCAGCUCUUCUUCGUCCGCUUGGUAGGUAAAACCCCCAUUGAAACCCUCAUCAGAGAUAUGUUACUAUCUGGGAGCAGCUUCAACUGGCCUUACAUGUCUAUCCAGUGUUCCUAGAGCACAGCCAACACCCCCAUAGAGACACUGAGGACCAACACAAACAGAAAUAUACGAACCGAGUAAAGUUGGGGUGCAGAGAGGGGGGGGAAAGCAGACAAUAA